AUGGAAGCAGUGCAGAAAGAACACAGCCGACUCGUCAAGAGGACUGAAGGCGCUCAAGGCAUCAAGAAUGUUCAGUCUGUGAUUGAUUCACUGCAGUCUGCUCGUGAUGCCAUAGCUGCUGAUCCAUCCGCUGCCUCUGCCACUCUAGCCAACCUUCAGAGCUCGGUUAAAUCUUCCUUUGACUCUAUCAACGACAGUUUGAAAGAGACUCACAGUGGCCUUAACAAGUACACCAAAUCUCUAGAUAAGCUUUUCAAAGAUCGACCGCUUCCUGGCACCGACGACGAUGGCCUCUCUACAUACGAUAACCUGAUCAACCGCGCCAUCGCCAUGCAUCUCCUUCGCGAAGGCCAGUUUGGCGUGGCCGCCACUUUCCUUUCCGAGAUUACCGACCAGAAGACAAUGUAUCCAGUCUCCCAGAAUGGGAAUGGACCGACCAAUGCGCCCGCCAGCCUGCUCGAUAUCGACGAAGUCCCUUCGACCGAGAUCCGGAAACAAUUCGCCUCAAUGUACUACAUCCUACAACAGCUGCAAGAGAACAGGAACUUAUUGCCUGCAAUCGAAUGGUCGAGGGAAAACCGAGAGGCGCUGGAAGCCCGAGGCAGCAACCUCGAAUUCGAGCUCUGUCGACUACAGUAUGUAUGGCUGUACCAUGGCGGAGCGAACGGCCAGGGAACCGCAAGCGGAUGGCUAGCUGCGCUCGAGUAUGCACGGCAGGAGUUCCAUGUCUUUGUGCCUCGAUAUUUGAGAGAAGUCCAGCAGCUAGUCGGAGCAAUGGCGUACUCGCCCAACCUCGGCGGAUCACCAUAUGCGGCUCUCUUCAACAACAGCUCGGCAUGGGAUGACGUAGCUCACUUCUUCACUCGCGAGUUCUGUUCGUUGCUGGGCCUAUCGGCGGACUCGCCACUGUACAUCGCUGCUACGGCGGGCGCGAUCGCUCUACCGACACUAUUGAAGCUACAGACGAUUAUGAAGUCGAAGCGGACGGAGUGGACAUCCGACAACGAGCUUCCGGUCGAAAUACCCCUCCCUCCCCAAUAUCUCUUCCACUCCAUCUUUGUCUGUCCGGUGUCUAAGGAGCAGGCGACCGAUGAGAACCCUCCUAUGAUGAUGCCAUGUGGACAUGUCAUUGCGCAGGAAUCGUUGAAACGCCUGGCAAUGCUGUCCAAAAGAACACCAGAGAGUCCAAUUCCUGGCCGGUAUCGCGCGACAAAGGCUUCGGCUUUCACGCUGCAGUCGCGCAGAAUUCCUCGCGAGAGAACAAGAGACCGAGCGCCCAAAGACAAAGAGCGAGAUAGCUCUGGCUCUGGCUCCGGCUCUGGCUCGAUUGGCAGUAAGACUCGACGAGCCGAGCAGCGUCGAAGAUUCGAUAAACCCCCAGAUGUAACAACACCCCCAACAAGCCCAGUAGUAAUGCUCCGCGUGGGUCCCGAAAAGCGCCUCUUCGCCGCCCACGAAGCCGUUCUCCGCACAUCCCCCUUCUUCGCCGCGCACUGCAAAGCCCAAACACCCAACCCGAAUGCGCCACGGCCCAGACUCGCCCAACAACCACUAAGCAAGCGCAUCGACCUCCCAGAAGAGCAAGCCGAAGUCCUCUCCUGCGUCCUCGAGUACCUCUACAAGGGCGACUACUACCCGCGUCUGCGACACAAUAGUCGAACGCAGACAUGGCAGCUGGAGGACGCCGAUGCGGGCGUUGGUGCUGGCGCUAGUGGUGAACUGGGACAGGCGACAGCGACGGUGUUUCACCAUCGGGCGCGGGGGGUUAUAUUGCGGGAUACGGCUAUUUACUGCGCAGCGGAAAAAUACAACCUCCCCCAUCUCCAGCGUCUCGCGCUGCGCAAGCAGGGUCUACACACGGGCAUCCAGUGUAGCACGAUCCUUGCGAGUGCCCGGUUCGCGUAUGCCAAUACGCCGGAUACGGAGUCGAAGCUGCGGGCGCAUUAUCUUGCACUGAUUGUGCGGUCGAGGAGCACGUUUAUGCGUAGUGGGACUAUGCAGGCGGAGAUGGAGCGUGGAGGGAAGUUGUUCUUUGAUCUCUUUGUUGCUUUGUGUAAUCAUAUGGAUGACUAUACUGGUCAAUCGGUUGAGAGUUCGGCUGUUACGACUCACUGUUAG
Molecule: messenger RNA, 2118 nt
Organism: Penicillium expansum
Lineage: Eukaryota; Fungi; Ascomycota; Eurotiomycetes; Eurotiales; Aspergillaceae
Product: ubiquitin-protein ligase RMD5
Exons: 8
Coding region: 1-2118 (705 amino acids)
Biological process (GO): proteasome-mediated ubiquitin-dependent protein catabolic process
Cellular component (GO): GID complex; cytoplasm; nucleus
Molecular function (GO): ubiquitin protein ligase activity; protein binding
Source: RefSeq, a predicted model, not a curated record